AUGGACUCCAAUCCUUGGUCACUACCAUGGCCUCGCGAACUUCCAGUUGUGGUUCAAAAUUUGCAAAAGCUGCCAAUCGAAAUAGUCCAUCAAAUUCUGAGCGAUCUGCCAGUCAUCAAAAUCCUAGCAAUUCUAUCGUGGAGGCUACCAUUUCUGUGGCAAUGUGUUCUUACUCAUAUAAACUACGGACGAAUCUUUAGAUCGUAUGAUGAUAUUUCGGAUGCCAUGAACCAUUACACUCUCUACCGCGAAAUAUGCUGGUUUCGCCGUUGGCCUCCCGCAGACCCCAGCUCUAUAUUCGCAUUGUCUUCCCAGAUACUCAUCAAACUCUUGGUACCCUUACAUGGUAUGAUUUGUAAAAUGAGAAGCAAGAUUAGGGCAGGCUUAGAUAUCAGGGCUUAUGACCUCGAUCUUCUAAUUAAGCAUGGAGGGAAAUUUCGCCCAGGCACUACAAACAUUAGGCUUGAUGGGUUAGGACAAACUCUCAACCUUCAAACGUGCUGGGUUUAUUGGAAUUGGAUCAAGGAGUCCAAGAGGCAGCUAAACAUAACUAAAUCCGAACAAAAAAGGCUCUCUGCACGCCUGGUUGGGAACUUCUCACGAUUUCUGAGGCAAUCGCUGGAUCCAUCCCAGGGUAACCCUCGACCCAAUACUUCUCAUAUUGUAGCCAGAUUUGAAAGUUCUGCGAUAAAAUCUCUACGCGACCGAAACUUGUAUCAUAAUUGGCUUCAUAAGCAUUGUAAACCCGGCACGGAUCUCGUUGAAUUAGUACCAUAUGACCGAUACCUUUGGCUAUUACUUGAAACAUUAGACAAACAUCCAUUUGAUAUUGGAAUUACUGGCCUCGAGGAUACUCUGGCAAAAGUCACUUUGCACAACGAGGAGCAAGGAACAGAUGCAGAAAACACUGGCUUAUCCACUGUCGAUAAAGAAAACCCCAGUAGAUUCCAGUACCCGGAAGAAAUCGCCGACGAAUUGAGGACAGUGUUGAAAGGCCUCAUGUAUGUUUAUACCGAGCCGCCGUCGCUCGUUCCACGCAUUCAAUGGGCCCCCGCCGGCAAUGUCAGCUCUUCAGAGAAGUGGCCAAAGUUCUCUGUUGACAGAGAAAGACACCCAAACAUCCUCUCUCCGAUCAAGCAUCAAUGUGUCAAUAAGCAUAUAAAACCACAUGAUGAAAGAGAGUACGGAUGGUUGGAAGCUUUUGUGAAAGCGAUUAGAUGGAUAGAAUCGAAUAUCGGAGUGGCCAAGGGAGAUUUCUAG
Molecule: messenger RNA, 1260 nt
Organism: Sclerotinia borealis F-4128
Lineage: Eukaryota; Fungi; Ascomycota; Leotiomycetes; Helotiales; Sclerotiniaceae
Source: the annotation of a GenBank genome assembly